UCUCGCGUACGUUCCUUGCGUCGCGCCGAUUAACUUAUUCGCCCGGGAUCGUCAACCGCCGCUCCGGCGAACGUAAAGCAGAUUUAUCCGUCCCGCUGCGCGAUUGAUCGCGCGCUCUGUGAUUGUGUCUGCUGUGCUUGUCAGUGCCGCGAGCGGUGAUGCUGCUCCUCGCCAUGCACGAUGGUUACAUCUCGCUGUAUUUUGCAGGCUUGCUCGCGCGCGGUCUCGCGACGAACGAACGAUGAUCGCCCCGAGGAGUGACGGCACGCUCGAUCGCACGUCAAGCUUCGUCAUGAGAGACUGCUCGAUCACGAAGGAGUGAUACCGCGAUUCCUCUCGAGCAGGUACGCCAAGCAAGUCCAUUUCGCAGCAGCGUUGGAUUUCUAGAGCAUCGUGGGAGAACUUGAGCAAAGGAGCGAGACACACUUGAAGCUGUAUUCAGAGUCCUGAGCAACAUGCCUUCCAUCUGCGGCGAUAUGGUCGAUAUGACUGUUGCCUCGCAAUCGGGCAUCGGGGAAGGUAUCUCCAGUACGGACAGCGUUGGAACGCAGAGCGACACAUCGGGAUACACGACUGUGCCGGGAAGGCCCAGGAUGGACGUGGCUUGCGUUCUGGAUCUGCAACAAUCGGAACACCUCGCGCAGAGGAAGAAGGCGCUCGACGAAGUUAGGCAGGCCUGCAACUUGGUCAACGCUAAUAUACAUCACAUUCAGUUUGAGAAACUCGAUUUCGGCGAGACUAACGUACUGGACACAUUUUACAACGCCGACGUGGCCAUCGUGGAUCUGAGCAUUCAGUUGCAGCAAUCUGCGUUGUUCUAUCAUCUUGGCGUCCGGGAAAGCUUCGGAAUGAAGGAGAAUAUUUUGUUAUACAACGACGUGGAUACGGAGGCUACGAUUAGGCUUAAAUUAUCUUGCGGCAGCUACACAUUUGUCUCGUAUCGAGUUGUGGAAUCGUGUGGCUCGUGCGUAGCUACUAAUCCGGCGACCACUAGGAUUACCGGCGAGGAGGCGAUCGAUCCCAAACAGCAUCUCACUCUGAAACUCAAGAAAUUGUUUCAAGAUGUCGAAGUGCAAUCCAAAGCACACAUGAAGGAGAAAUUCCUGGCAGACCUGCGCAAGGCGCGUGAAACGUAUUCCGGAGAGGAGCUCUCCAAGGCUUUAAAUAACAUGCGCAAACGUUUGGACGAUCCGAACGUCCUGUCGGGCGAAGUCGUUCUGAACGUCCUCAUUUCUUUCCGGGAAAUACAAGAUUAUGACGCGAUGGUACAAUUGGUCGAUGAUCUGAGGACGAUACCAACUCAUAAGAAUUACAUAAAUACUCCGGCCAUAAGGUAUUUGUACGCGUUUGCUCUGAAUCGACGGAAUAAGGAGGGCGAUCGAGAGAGAGCGUUAAAGGUCAUCGAGAAAGCAUUGGAGAAGAAGGAGAAUCAUGUGCCGGAUAUGUUGUGUUUAUGCGGGAGGAUAUAUAAAGACAAGUUCGUGGAAAGCAGGCACACGGAUCAGGAAAGCUUGAGAAACGCGAUCCACUGGUACAGAAAAGGUUUCGAGGUCCAACCAAAUGAAUACGCCGGCAUAAAUCUUGCCACUCUGCUGGUCAUAGCUGGAAAUGAAUUUUCCAAAAGCGAAGAACUGCAGCACAUCGGAAUGGUGUUGAACAAUUUAAUUGGCAAGAAGGGCAGUCUGUCGAGCUUGAAGGACUACUGGGACGUGGCGACGUUUUUUGAAAUCAGUGUGUUAGCGGAGGACUAUUCGAAAGCCAUACAAGCAGCCGAAUGUAUGUUUAAAUUGAAGCCACCAAAUUGGUACCUGAAAUCCACGAUCGGCAACAUAUCGCUAAUAGACAGGUUCCGUAAGAGGAAUGAGGAAGCUGAGGUCGCGCCGGAGGAGCAAAUAUUUGGCUUCUGGAUGGACUACUUCGUCGAGGCUACGAAGCCGGAGGUCGGCGAUAGCAUACGGUUUCCCAUUCUAGUGCUCGAGCCGACGAAGAUCCUGAUGCCGAGCUACGUGAACGUGAACCUCGGCGCGGAGGAGAAGUCCAUACAGAUAUGGAACAUGUGCCUGGACAACAUGAGAAACAACUGCAAGCAGGUGCACGACUGGCUGUUCACCGCCAACAUGAUACGCAGCGUGAGCCUGUACAAGAGGGACGAGAGGUGUCUCUUCCUGUACGUUCAUCAGAACUCGGACGAUUUCCAAAUGUAUCUGCCAUCGGUGCAGUGUAGACAAAGGUUCUACGACCUCAUCUUGGAAAUGACCAGGGAUCAGGAGGGCAUGGUCACGGACUUGGAUGCUUACAUGACUGACGACCGUAUGAAGUUUGAGUACGAGUUGGAUGAUCAGAACAAGCGCAUAGUUCUCGGCAAGGGUACGUACGGCGUGGUGUACGCAGCGCGCGACCUGAACACUCAGGUCAGAAUCGCGGUGAAAGAGAUCCGUGAGCGAAAUUUGGGCGACGUACAGCCGCUGCAUGAGGAGAUCAAGUUGCACAGCCAACUGAGACACAGGAAUAUCGUUCAGUACCUCGGCUCGGUCAGCGAGGACGGAUAUUUCAAAAUUUUCAUGGAACAAGUCCCCGGAGGGAGUUUAUCGGCCUUGCUGAGAUCGAAAUGGGGACCUUUGAAAGAAAAUGAAUCGACCAUCUCUUAUUAUACUAAACAGAUGUUGGAGGGUCUUAAGUAUCUCCAUGAUCAGAAAAUAGUUCAUAGAGAUAUAAAAGGCGACAACGUGUUAGUGAAUACGUACAGCGGAGUUGUAAAAAUUUCUGACUUCGGUAUGUCGAAGCGUUUGGCUGGCUUGUGUCCGAGCACAGAAACAUUCGCCGGGACGUUACAGUACAUGGCGCCAGAAGUUAUUGACAAAGGUCAACGCGGCUACGGUGCGCCUGCGGACAUUUGGUCUUUAGGUUGCACAAUAGUCGAGAUGGCGACUGGAAAGCCUCCAUUCAUCGAGCUGGGUUCUCCACAAGCGGCUGUUUUUAAAGUAGGAUAUUACAAAAUACAUCCCGAGAUACCGUCCGAGUUAUCCGAGAGAGCCAAAAGCUUUAUCCUGCGCUGUUUCGAGCCAAAUCCGGACGUACGAGCGACCGCCGCGGAGCUGCUGGAGGAUCCGUUUCUUAAUGAGUACAUAAAAUUAAAGAAGAAGAAGAGCAGCCGGUUGGUCGCGCCGCCGGAUUUCAGUAGAAGCAUAUCGGUUCCCGCGGACAGAUUGGAACGUUUGGGGAAGUGCGAUAAAACGAACAACAAUCACAUCGUCGCCGCCGCGGCCAUGCAGAUGUCUCAAUCGGACGACAGUGGAGGGUUAACGAAGUCGAGUCCAUUGAGGGAACGCAGUCCGGCCCACCUAUUGUCUCCUAUCAGCAUGCCUACUGCAACCCUCUCUUUUAACAGUACAAUAGGGAACACUCCGUCGAUAGAAACUAGUGAAAGUGAUACAACAGGCGCUUCGAUAACUAGAAGGAGCUCAUCCGGUGGACUGUUAUCGCCAGAAGUUGAAUUAGGAGGACAACCGGGACAAAAGUCUGGCGAGGAGCAGGAGGGUUUCUAUCUGCUGAAAAAGGACAGUCAGAGACGCAUGACGCUAACGCGAGUGCUCAAUCAGGACGAGGCAAAGAUUUGUGAAGUUUGGAUGCGAGGUAUACAUCAGGCGGAGGGACAAACCGUGCUGCAGAUGAGUCAUUUGGUGCUGCUCAUGCGCGGAUUGAGAGAUUACAUCGCGGAACAGAAUCAGGAGGUGAUAGUGACCGCCAUACGAACGCUGAAGGAGGAGCUGGACUUUGACUCGACCGCCAUCAAUCACCUGCACUUGGCUAUCUACUUGUUUCAAACGGCGGUGAACGAGGUCCUCAGGAUGCACAGCAUAAAACCGCACUGGAUGUUCGCCCUGGAUAAUUUAGUCAGGAACGCCGUUCAAGCUGCCAUCACCGUGUUGUCUCCCGAAUUGGGAGCUAACUUACUCGGACAAGAGCGUCAACCUGGUGGCCAAGGUCCCGAGGAGGGAUCUACGUCCGGCGUGUCGACGGUAAAUUCCGUCAAGUCUCAGAAAACCGCCGAUUCGAUCGACAAUAAGUACUGGAAGGAGUACAGGGAUCAAAUGGGAGCGCUAAAGAUGGAAAAUAUGAGGCUGCUGCAGGAAUUGAUAGAGAGCCAAAAGUCGUAUCAGACCUUGCUGCAACAAGCUCUCGAGGAGCAGAGAGCCCAAGUUAAUACACUCACGCAUCUGUGCGAGAAUAUUCAUAGGAGAGCGGCGAGACAGGAAUCGGGCUACAAUUCUGACAUUCCUGGAAGUACGCCUCAGCAACCGGUGUCCUUAGCGAUUACCGAUACGCAUCACAGCACUGCAUCACAGUAUUCAGACAUGGCACUUGUCGAUUGGUUACGAAAUCUUCAAGUGGACGAGGCAUCGAUCGAUAUGUUCCUGUACGAGGAAUAUACACUGGAAGAUGUUUUGCAGCAUGUCACACGAGAUGAUCUUCGCAGACUAAACUUACGAGGAGGAAUCGAGCUGAGGAUAUGGCAGGCCAUACUGAGACAUCGGGAGAUUCGUUAGAAUCAAGCUGUUAAAAAUUCAAAGACAUACGAUUCUACGUUUUUCCAUCGUUGUUAGUGACAGACUUGCUAGCGGUCCAAGUCUAAAGCAGGGUAAAAAUAUAUUCUUGAUGAUGAACCUGCCGCAAGAUAAGCGUAAACCGAUUUAAAUUGACCGUAAAAUUAUACGGAAUACAGAUCGAACUUCCAUAGAGAGUUUCUUCCGUGACACACGACACAAUAAUGAUAUUAUCAAUUUAUCUCCAAGUAGUUCCUACUUGUAGGUUGAUAUUCUCUGUACAGAAAUUUGCGUUGUGGAUAACAGAUCAUUGAUACAAUGAUUAACGAAACCCCGUUGCGCCUUCGUCACAGAUUUUUAUUCUUUUGCCAAAGUUUCAUGAUUUACCAGAAUGUAGGGAACCAGUAUUUUGUACGUGGAACGUAUUGUUAUCUCGUGUGUUAUAUUUUCUUACUGUAAAAAAUAUUUCGUAGCCUCGAUGUUUAGAUGCGAGUUUUACAAUCACAGAUCAAUCAAAUCCAGAAGAAUUUAUUUAUUCAGAAUAAAUUCAAAGAGAUAAAGCAACGAUGUCUCCCAAUCAACGAAAAUAACAGAUGCUUCCAAUGAUCGAUAAUACAAAAUCCAUCCGUUUUUAGAAAUUUUAGUAAAUAUAUAUUGCACACAUCUACUGCCAAUGAAAAAUCUCGAUUAGGAGCUAUCUGUGUUUGCACAAGAGGACAGCUUUGCGUAACACUCGGUUAUUAACACCAAGAAGAGAGUUGCGCAACGUUCUGCCUAAACAUCUUCCACCACGAAUGGGGACGCAAUUAUUUAUAUAGUGCCUUACGAAACUCAUUCUAGUACAAGAGAUAUUUAUUAUACAUAUAUGUGAAAAAGGAAACAUACGCGUGUAGUUAUGUCACUCGCAUACGACAGUGCGUUUGUUGUAAAGUUUUAAAAAAAAUCUUAUGUUCUCAGGGUGCGAGAGAUCUUACUCGCGCCAAACAUAUUGCAAAUCUUCCCGGUAUCCGAAACAUGAAAUUGAUGAAAUGUUUUCGCGAUAUUUAUCACUGUGUAAAUAGAAACGCUUUUUGUAGCUUGUAAGUGCUUCGUCGAGGCGAACUCGACACAAUUCGUAUGCAGCCUACUUCCUCGAGUUUUGUAGAUACGAAUUUUUAUAUGACGGAAAGAAUUUCAAUCUCCCCUUUUACGAAGCACGUAUCAGAUAAGGAGAAAAACGCGUCUGCGUUUUCCGCGAUGCACAAACAUAUUUUGUAUAGUCCGAUUUUUAAAAUGUGCCAUAGUUGAACUGAAUUUCUAGGAAGUAUCCAAUCUUAUAUAUUUUUGAGAGAGAGAGAGAGAGAGAUAGAGAAUGAGAUCGCUUUCUCUCGAGGAAUCUUCUCUAGUGCCUGAUCAAUUCGAGGAUACGCCGUGCAAGUUGGAUUCAGUUCGAUUAUGUGUACGCCAUAUACAUUGUUGUGCGGUACGUGAGCUAAAAUGACUGACAGAAAAGUGAAUAUUAAUAAAAUAUUUCCUCGUAAUACAACUAAUACAAUUGAAAAGCAGCGGUGUUUGUGUCGGUGCUUGUUUUCAAGUAUUCUGACUAAAGUGGCACUGUGCCCGCUCCUUAUUGAUGUUUCUCGAUGCUCGAUACUUGAUAUUACGCGAGCGAGUAAUCGCAGUAAUUGAGAAAGUGAAGUUUGAAAUGAGUACCGAAAGCUAUUGUUAACUAUCAUUGUUCUCACUUACAGUAAAAGUAGGAUUAACUAUUAUUGUUGUUCGCUUGCGCGACCGUUUGUAAUAAAGAAAUGAACAAGUGUU
Messenger RNA from Ooceraea biroi (clonal raider ant), 6344 nucleotides. RefSeq names its product apoptotic signal-regulating kinase 1 (gene Ask1). Gene Ontology annotation, molecular function: ATP binding; protein kinase activity; protein binding. Gene Ontology annotation, biological process: protein phosphorylation; MAPK cascade. Lineage: Eukaryota; Metazoa; Arthropoda; Insecta; Hymenoptera; Formicidae. The record is from RefSeq and is a predicted model, not a curated record.